UUCCCAGAUGAAAAGUAAAAACUGUGAUAAGUGAUAUUCAUCCCUCCCAUCCCGGAACCAUUUUUCUGAACAUUCGUGCGCGUACUUUUUUUACUCAAAAAUUAAAUUAUUUUUAUAAACGUACUGUUGUCACUGCUGUGAUACUCCCAACUGCGACGCUUUUGCACCUGCUUUUCCGAUCUGUUGGCACAUCGCUCACUCAUCCUGCAAAAUGCCUUUUGAUGUGCGCAGAUUGGAUAUCUACCGAAAAGUCCCCAAAGAUCUCACGCAACCCACCUAUACAGGAGCCGUGAUAUCCGUGCUAUGCGUGCUUUUUAUAAUAUUUUUGCUUCUGUCGGAAUUUCUCAUGUUUAUCGUUCCUCAGAUAGAUAGCGAAUUGUUUGUGGACGAUCCGAAUCAGCACCAUGACAGGAUACCAGUGCGACUGAAUAUCUCGCUGCCACAUCUGAAAUGCGAACUGGUCGGUUUGGAUAUUCAGGACGACUUGGGAAGGCACGAAGUGGGAUACAAUGCCGAAACGCAGAAGAUACCGUUUCCGGAUGGCAGUGGAUGCCGGUUUGAAACCAACUUUUCAAUAAAUAAGGUGCCGGGAAACUUUCACGUAUCUACGCAUGCCGCAGGCCAUGGAACUGGACAUCAAGAUAUUCCCAAUUUUCAGCAUAUUGUCCAUGAACUAACGUUCGGGCAUUCGUUGAACGGCAAGAACGUACCUGGAAGUUACAACCCAAUAACCAGUGUUAUGCACGCCAACGACGAUCCCACGAAUAAUCACGAAUAUGUCAUAAAAAUUGUGCCAACACUGUAUGAAGAUCUGCAUGGAAGUGUGAUUGCGGCCUAUCAGUAUACGUAUGCCCAUAGUUAUCCCACGUACGGACAGAUGAUCCCGGCCGUGUGGUUCCGAUAUGAUCUGACUCCGAUAACGGUGAAAUAUCACGAGAAGCGGCCUCCGUUUUACGCUUUCCUUACCACGAUUUGUGCUAUUGUCGGAGGAACGUUUACUGUUGCCGGAAUCUUGGACUCAUUGACUUUUUCGGCCCACGAAAUGAUUCGGAAGAAAAUGAAAUAGGAACCAACCCGUUAAAAAAUUCCAUCCAAAUGAAAUUGAUCUUCUUUCUGACCGCCCGUUGUUGUGUUUUUGAUGUUAUGGCAGCUGUAACAUUCCGUUAUUUUUGUGGUUUAAAGUUUUAUUUACAAAGCGCUGAAAACGGUCUUGUAGUACGAAAUGUUUUAAGAAGUGUGAGGUGAAAAGGUGUUUGUAUUUCAAAAUUUAUAACCCUUCUGCGGUGCAGUGCCGGUUAUUGACUCAAAUGUUGAUCGCAAAAAUUAAAUGUUUGAU
Messenger RNA from Paramacrobiotus metropolitanus, 1336 nucleotides. Its product is annotated as endoplasmic reticulum-Golgi intermediate compartment protein 1-like. Gene Ontology annotation, cellular component: endoplasmic reticulum membrane; endoplasmic reticulum; COPII-coated ER to Golgi transport vesicle. Lineage: Eukaryota; Metazoa; Tardigrada; Eutardigrada; Parachela; Macrobiotidae. The record is from RefSeq and is a predicted model, not a curated record. Gene Ontology annotation, biological process: endoplasmic reticulum to Golgi vesicle-mediated transport; retrograde vesicle-mediated transport, Golgi to endoplasmic reticulum.